UAUCAGGGGAACCGGCGCGCGCGCAUCAUUGCAUUCACCGCUAAAGUCCGUUAUUGCAAAUAUUCUCUGCUAUACCGUCUUAUUAAAUGGAUUGAAGAUGAAAUAUCUAAUGAUUUUAGUUGUUCUAUGUUGCGUUAUACAGAUAGUUGUACCGGCGAAAUAUUUACCUAAAUGGAAAAAGCAGAAGCCAUUCCGUCAGGCCUGCGAGCUGCCCGCUGUGCAGAGCGAGCACAGCCACUACGUGUGUGAUGACAACGGCGAGCCUAAGUGCCUGCCCGGCUGGCAGGGGGAUCUUUGCGAUGUGCCCAUUUGUAAGAAGGGAUGCGAUCCUUUACAAGGUUACUGCAACCGACCGGGCGAGUGUCGUUGUAAAAUGGGCUUCUACGGAGAACGUUGCAACAAAUGCAUCCCGAUGCCAGGCUGCCAGCACGGCUACUGCAACGUCUCCUUCGAGUGUCAGUGCCGCCCCGGCUGGGACGGAAUAUUCUGCACUGAACCGAUUUGCCGUUCUGAUUGCCACGCGACGCGCGGUUAUUGCGAGGCGCCUGGCGAGUGCCGUUGCCGGCUGGGCUGGUCGGGGCCAACCUGCCGCGCAUGCCAACCAUUGCCUGGCUGCCAGCACGGAUAUUGUGACAAGCCACUAGAGUGCAAAUGCCUGCCUGGGUUCACUGGACUGCUGUGUCAAACACCAAUCUGUGCACCUGGUUGUCACGGCGAGCGCGGCUACUGCCGGCGGCCGGGCGAGUGCCGCUGCAAGGUGGGCUGGACUGGCAAGAACUGCGCGCAAUGCCACCCCUACCCUGGCUGUGUGCACGGCACCUGCAACCGCCCUUGGGAGUGUCUCUGCAAGGAAGGUUGGGGAGGCAUGCUGUGUGAUGAAGAACUCAAUUACUGCGACAAGAAUCCUGACACAUGCCAGAACGGUGGUAAAUGCCAGUCACUGGAGGCGAAUGAUGGUAACUUCAGAUGCAACUGUCCUUCAGGAGUGAGUGGCAAAUUCUGUGAGAACUUACCAGCUAAUAUGACCACACCGGCAGCGGAGAACAGCACAGAAGGAAACGAUGAUAUCACUCCGAUAGAGAUAGAAGUAUCAACUAAGGAACCUGAUAAUCUUGAUAAUGAGACUGAAUAAGAAGAUAUAGAAACUCCUUUAAAAUUACUGAAUUGUCUAAGUGGCUUCUACUGUCGAAACUUUUGUGUAAAUGUCUGUCAUUCUCUUUGAAUAAAAUAAGACAAAUAUUUUUUUUAGAGCGGGUGCACACUUUUGACUCAAUUAUCGUUGUGCGAUUGUCGAUUGUUUCGCAGCCAACUACAACUAUAAAUAGAGUAUUGUGCGCACCUCCAUGGAUAGGAAUCAGAGCGAGACUAAAAGGUUGGGCGAUAGUCUAGUUAAGUUGCGCGCGCUCUUAAUAUAUAAAGCCAGUGAAAUUUCAGGGUAACGUGAAUUGUAGUGCUUGAAAAUUUGUUUAAAUUGUGAAGUAUGUCGAUAUAGUAAUUAAUGUUUAAUGGUAUGAGUGUAUUUAUUUAUUGUGUGUGUUUGUGAGGCGCUUUUAUUUAUUACUCGCUAGACGUAAGACAAAAGCUAUCGUAAAUUAGACGUAAGACUGUUUUGAUAAGAGGCUUGAUUCAUUUUAAUAAAAUUUGAUAAAUAA
Papilio polytes (common Mormon) is the source of this 1652-nucleotide messenger RNA. Its product is annotated as delta-like protein 1. Gene Ontology annotation, biological process: motor neuron axon guidance; cell communication. The record is from RefSeq and is a predicted model, not a curated record. Lineage: Eukaryota; Metazoa; Arthropoda; Insecta; Lepidoptera; Papilionidae. The coding region runs from base 98 to 1132 and encodes 344 amino acids. The transcript has 6 exons. Gene Ontology annotation, cellular component: membrane.